UUAAGUAUUCGAUCUCUGUUUAUACGUAAAUGCCUUUGUGACAUAUUUGUGAACUACAUUGUUGAUAUUUGAAAAGUAUCCUUUAUUAUUAGUACCCAGAAAAGUCAGCGAGACUCUUAUUUGAAAGAACUUGAAAAAUUUGCCAAAAGAGACAACACUUUUAUUGACUGAGGUUAACGUAGAGAAAGCUAAAUCAAAAUGACAGAAGAUUUUGGAAGAGACACACCACCAUAUACAACGAACGAAGAAACAAAAACUGCUGGACAACCACUUUCUGACUUUUUAUUGCAACUCGAGGAUUAUACGCCAACGGUACCAGAUGCUAUCAGUGAACAUUACUUGCAUACUGCUGGUUUUAAUACAACGGAUCCCAGAAUAGUAAGAUUGGUUUCAUUAGCCGCACAGAAAUUUAUAUCUGAAGUAGCGAACGAUGCUCUGCAACAUUGUAAGACACGUGGAGCUAACCAAAAUACAAAAACAAAGGGAAAGGAUCGCCGUUACACCCUAACCAUGGAAGAUUUGACACCGGCAGUUGCAGAAUAUGGCAUCAUAGUUAAAAAACCGCAUUAUUUUGUUUGAUUCAAAGUAGCACCUCAAUUCAUCUAUUUUUAUUUACGAAUCGUCUUCAGUUAACAUUCUUUGCGCAUAUAUGGAAUAAAUUUCUAAUUUACGAUAA
Molecule: messenger RNA, 676 nt
Organism: Frieseomelitta varia
Lineage: Eukaryota; Metazoa; Arthropoda; Insecta; Hymenoptera; Apidae
Product: transcription initiation factor TFIID subunit 10-like
Exons: 4
Coding region: 199-579 (126 amino acids)
Biological process (GO): transcription initiation at RNA polymerase II promoter
Cellular component (GO): transcription factor TFIID complex; SAGA complex; nucleus
Molecular function (GO): RNA polymerase II general transcription initiation factor activity; promoter-specific chromatin binding
Source: RefSeq, a predicted model, not a curated record